AUGGGAAAAGGCAAGUAGAAGGUGGAGUCAUCGGAAGAGGAAGGAGGAAACGAUUAUCAGAAGGAUGAUUUUGUUGUGGGUUCGGAUGAAGAUAUCGAGGAUGAGGCAUAGGAGGAUUAGGACGAGUCGUAUGACGCAGAGUUGUCAGACGACGACAUGGAGUUGAUAGAAGACAACAAGAAAUCGACACAUCAGAGGAGACUGUAGAGAAUUGAGAGGGAUGAUGAUGAAGUAGAAUAGGAAGAUGCUCAGGCGGAUCCCUUCCAAGAGCAAUUGUCACAGGAGCCGAUCGACGAGAACGAACAAAAUGAGCUAAUAAAUAAAUUGUUUGAUCCAAGUCAACGGGAAGUGGCAUUUUUGAACUAAAAUGAUGAAGAGAUAAUUAAAUAGGAUGUGCCUGAAUCUAUCCAAAUCACUUACAUGAAGAUGACGAAUGGGCAGAUUAUGUAAAAUGCAAGAGAGGAGGCUUCCGAAUAACAAUGGAAAUGGAUAGGAGAAAAGAUGGUGUCUCAGUUCGAUAUAAAAAAUAUACCUGAUGUUUUGCUUGGAAUUAAAAUGAUUUUGGAGUUCUACAGGAAGGAAAACCUGGACAUAAUGUACAUCUACACUUACAAACGUCAUCUCAUAAACUCAGCUUUGCUAUUGGAGCACUAUUGGAAAAUAAGGGAACUGGAUUAUGAGUGGGAACACUUCAGUAAUUUUAAGAACAGGAUACAGAAGUUAAUUGACUCGAUCCCUGAAAAUUACUAGACUCAGAAGAAUACAGCCAACCUGUAUCUACAGAAGGCCAAGGAAAUCGAGGAUCUGUAGAAUCUGAAAGAUUACAUUGAUUAUAUAAUAUUGAAACACAAUUGCAAGAGGAUUGUGUAUUUGGAAUAGGAAUUAUAGAGAGAGAACUAGGAGAAGCAACUGCUGGGUCAGACCAUGGAGUAGGAAUAAGAUUAGGUCAAUUCUAAGACUGAACUCAUUCAAAAGGAGUUGUAGAAUCUGAGUUUGAAUGGCAAAAAGAAGGCUCACACAAAGGAGAAGGCCAUGUUGGAGUACAUUAAAUAGAGAGUGGAUGAGGCGGCCUUGAAUUUCUGUUACACUUCCGAUGAAUUCUUCGUUAAGUUGUAAGGCAUGAGUGUGCCAAUGGAAAGAAAGAUCAUUUAGGAUUGGGAUGAUUUAUGGAGUCAUCUAAAGGAGUCAACAGAGUUUAAAUCCCAAGAUUCCGGCACUGAAUAUGUAAAGUUGUUAUAAAAGUAUUUGAUGAUGGAACUCUAUCAUCAUCCCUUCAUCAGGGAUUACAUAAGUCAGAUUUAUAGAGAGAAUUUGCUGAUCUCAACUGAGCCCACUCAACUGGGUAACAGAGAGAUCACUGCUGUGAGUUACUUCUACCCAGUCAAGAGAAUCAGACAUAGACAAUACAAAUACAUGGAGGAUCAAACUUGGAUGCAGUGUCUCAGAGCAGAACAAUUGGGAUACAUCAAAAUUAAUUUUGCAAUCUCCAAAGACAAAGAUCACAAAAAGGAAAAAAUUCCAAAAGACGAUAUUAUGGUGUUAUUGUAUGAUAAAUUUGUCAAGAUUGACGAUCAAUAGAAGGAACAAGAGAAUAUCUUGAGAAUUAGAGAUCUCGUUCUCAGAGGUAUCUUGCAAGAAAUAUGGUAUCCCAUUUUGGAAAGAUAAAUCAAAUAUAAAUUGUAAACUCUCUCAUCCAAACAUAUUGUGAGGAUGUGCUAACAAAAAUUUAAAUAACUCAUUAACAAACAACCUCAUAUAAGUGAAGUUGGUAACAACCAAUAAAUGUAAUAGACCAUUAAUCCAGAUGUCAAAAUCAUGUCCUUGGUUAUUGGAUCGGAACAAACAGACAGCAAAAAAUACAUUGGAAUGUCAGUUAUCGAUUAUAAGGGUGAGUAACAAACUCUCCAAAUCUUCAAUUAUUUGACCCAAGAUGAAAGGAGAACUGAAAUGCUGGAAUAAAUCAGAAAAGAAUAAGCUCUCUUAGAUAACUUCUUUGAAAAGUACAAACCAGAUCUUGUUGUCAUCUCUGCCAAUCACUCUGACUGUCUGAAAUUAAGAGCUGAUUUACGUAAGAAAUACUAGUAGACAUCUUCUGUUUGGAUUACUUUGGCAGAUUCAUAAAUCUCAAGGAUCUACAGUAUGAGUGAAAAGAGUAAUUUAUAAUUGCCAGACAUUCCUCAAAUAUUGAAGGAGGCAAUUUCCUUGGCCAGAUACAAACUUAAUCCAAUGGCUGAAGUCUUGAAUCUAUGGAGUGAUGCUAUUGAUAAGAAUGGUUGUUUGCAUCUCAACUUACACCCUCUACAAGCUAUGGUCAGUCAGUAAGUGUUGCUUGACGCCUUAAAGUAGACUGCCACUGAAAUAGUCAAUUAGGUUGGAGUUGAUUUGGUUGAUUGUACUCUGCAUAAACACUUGGCAGAUCAAAUGCAAUUCAUCAAUGGCUUAGGAAGAAGACAAGCCAAGCAUCUAUUAACGAUGGUCAAAGGUCUAUUGAGCAAGAGUCUCUUUAAUAAUAAUUAUGAAGAUGAGAGACUUAUCUAUUCCAAAUUGGAGUAAGAUCAAAAAGAGUACAUCCAAAUCUAGAGAUAGGAUAUCCUCAAAACUCAGAUUUUGAAGAAGGUCGUAUUCAAAAAUGUAUAGGGAUUUAUCAAAAUCCAGAGAGGCAUCUAACCAUUAGAUAUAACCAGAAUGCAAAUCAAAAUGUAUUCUGAUGCUGUUCACAUAGCCAAAUGUGCCUUAGAAGUUGGCGGCAGAGAGGACAGAUAGAAUACUAUUGUGAGACAACUGAUGAGUCAGCCUCAAAAAAUGGAAGAACUCCAAUUGGAAGACUGGGCAAAACAAAGAGAAUAGAAGGAUGGAAGUGAGAAGUUCACUUUAGUAGCUCAAUUCAUGAAAGAGGAAUUAACUAAUCCUUUCCUUUAUAAAUUUGACACUGCCAAUAAGGAAAUGAGUAACUCUGAGAUUUUCUAUGCCAUCACUCAAGAGUCCCCUUACACUUUCCGUAAGAACAGCAUCGUCCAAGGAUAAAUAACCAAGAAAAUAGAAAGCAAAGAAAAGAGCAAGGACACUGAUAAGUUACUGAUUAAAUUAUCAGAUAAUGGGUUGUGUGGUACUCUACGCAGAGAAGAUAUGUUGCAAUAGGAAUUCGGUAUCGGAUAAAUCAUUAAAGCCUAUGUGAAGAAGAUACCAGCCACGGAAAACAACAAUAAGAAUGAUAGUUUGAAUAUCCUUAUAAUUGAGUUGUCUUUGAAAUCUGAUUGGUCCCGAUGGGAUUAAGAGUAUCUGAAACCAUCCAAAUAUGAUCCAUGGCCUUAUUCCAAUAUCUCCUAUGAAGAUUACUGCACCAAGGUCAUGCAAACCUUUGAUUAGAGCAAAUUCAAAGACUUUGAUCAACCCACUAUUCCUUAAGAUUAGAUGCCCAACAAAUAGAAACAAUAGCAGAAGCUGAUUCUCAGAAAUAUCAACCACCCUAAGUUCAAAUAAGUACUUCUCAAAGGAGCUCUUGAAUACAUAGAAAGCUAGCCUGUCGGAGAGUACAUCAUUAGACCAAAUCAAAGACUUAAGGAUCAUUUGACGAUCACAUGGAAAUUCUAUGAAGGAGUUAUUUCUCAUCUCUAUGUUUAAGAAUUAAAGACUGCUCAGAGUUACAAGCCUCAACUUGUUUUGAAUGGCAAGAACUAUGAAUCUUUUGAUGAAAUCUAUGAAAGCUACAUUACUCCUUGCAAUCUCCAUAUGGAAGCUGUUGUCAACAAUAAGAAAUUCCACCAUGGCUCAAUGGAACAAUUGGAAAGGAAGUUGAGGGAGGACAAGGAAAAAGAUGAAGAAAUCAUCCCUUAUGGUUUUUGUGUCACUGACAAGGCUCCACAAUACAUAGUGUUGAUGUACAUGAAACAAAAGAACAAGGUUGAAAAAGAGUACAUCAAAGUCAAGCCUGAAGGCCUCAGUUUCCAUUCGGUUAUGUAGAAUAAUCUUAAGGAUUUAACCCUAUGGUUUAAGAAGAACUUUAGAACCCAAGAGUAUAAGGAUUAUGUCAGAAGAACCAAACCCCCUAUUCCUGAACCCAACGAUAGAUUGAAUCAAUAUAAUUCAUAAUGGGAAGUUAAAAAAGAAAAGACUAAGGAAGAAAGAGUCAAACAUGAAGAAUCUUCUUACAAUGUUGUGUGUUCCAAAUGUAAUAAGCGAGGCCAUAAUGCAAAUGAUUGUAGACAAUCAAGAGACAAAGGUAGAAAUGGAGGAGGAGACUCUAAAAUGGGAUGCCAUAAUUGUGGUUAAAACGGCCAUAUCAAAAAGAAUUGCCCCAAGUUAAACAACCCCAGGAGAGAAAGAAGCAACAGCAGGGAGCGAGAGAAGAUGUCUACUAAAAAGAACCAAUUCUAAACUAAAGUAGAAGACACUUAAUAAAUGGAAUGGUGA
Molecule: messenger RNA, 4410 nt
Organism: Paramecium tetraurelia
Lineage: Eukaryota; Ciliophora; Oligohymenophorea; Peniculida; Parameciidae
Exons: 5
Biological process (GO): transcription elongation by RNA polymerase II; mRNA transcription by RNA polymerase II; nucleosome organization
Cellular component (GO): transcription elongation factor complex
Molecular function (GO): nucleosome binding; histone binding; nucleic acid binding
Source: RefSeq, a predicted model, not a curated record